Messenger RNA from Betta splendens (Siamese fighting fish), 4791 nucleotides. It is a transcript of the gene smcr8a, whose product is annotated as Smith-Magenis syndrome chromosome region, candidate 8a. Gene Ontology annotation, cellular component: guanyl-nucleotide exchange factor complex. The transcript has 3 exons. Gene Ontology annotation, molecular function: GTPase activator activity. The record is from RefSeq and is a predicted model, not a curated record. Lineage: Eukaryota; Metazoa; Chordata; Actinopteri; Anabantiformes; Osphronemidae. The coding region runs from base 545 to 3268 and encodes 907 amino acids.
GUUCUGGGAGGCGCAUUCGUCACCUGACUACAGACUACAACCAGCUUGGAUCAACAUGGCGUCCGUGUCUGCCUCUGUGAAUUACCUGGACCCCUUCCGUCUGUGAGCGGCGUUUCUGCGCUUUUUACACCUGCUUCUUAUUUAUGUCCUAAUCGCGAUAAGUAGCGGAGACGACGACGAGGCGAGAAGCGCGUCUCUGGUGCCGCUUUUUAUUACGUCUGCAUCGCAUGAACGCUCGGGAUAAUUGCAUUCAUUGGCAGAGACCGUGGCUUGUGUUUGUCCUGAGGUACUUGCUGUGUUUCAUUGCUGUGGACCUGGCUCCUGCGGUGCGGGGCACAUUUCGGGGCCUCUCCCUACAUUUCUUUCUCCGGGUUCGGUUCGUUUAACCCACUAACCAGACGCUGCCAGCACCAUGUGAGAGCGAUGAUCGAUCUGACAUUAAUGCAUGUGGCGGCCUCCCCCCGCUGGGCUCCGGGUGCUUUAUGACCGUUAAUGGUGCUGUGCUGCGUGUUGCGUUGCUCAUGCCUUGCUCAACGACGCCACUAUGAUAGGCUCACCUGACGUGGUGGCUUUCACGCGGGACGAUGACUUCAGCCAGGCCAAUCCCGAGCUGUGGCUUCUCCCGGAGGAGUUCUCCAUCCCUCUCCACCCACUGGCUGACUCCAACCCCUGGGCCAAAACCUCCUACGCCAAGUUCACCAAAGACUUCAUCCUCAUCUCGGAGUUCUCGGAGCAGGUGGGCCCUCAGCCGCUGCUCACCAUCCCCGACGACCCCAGAGUGUGCGGCACCUUCGACCUCAACUACUUCUCCCUGCGCAUCAUGUCGGUGGACUACCAGGCCUCCUUCGUGGGGCACCCGCCGGGCAGCGGCUACCCGCGCCUCAGCUUCGUGGAGGACUCGCGGGUGGUGCUGGGCGACUCCAAGGAGGGCGCCUUCGCCUACGUGCACCACCUCACGCUGUACGACCUGGAGGCGCGCGGCUUCGUGCGGCCGUUCUGCAUGGCCUACGUUUCGGCGGACGAGAGGAAGAUCAUGCUGCAGUUCCAGGAGCUGUCGCUGCGCUUCUCGCAGGCCUCCGAGUGUCUGAAGGCCGGAAACAGGAGAGCUUUUGCCAAAGAGCUCCAGAGGAAGCUGCGCGACCUGGAGUACACUCACUCGGUGCUGCAGCGGGAGGAGGGUCUGCAGAGGGAGGCGGGACCUCAGUGCGUGUACUCGGCCCACGCUGUGGAAAAGGCCAACGAGCUGGCGAACGUGGAGAAGAGCAUCUAUGAGCACAGGGACCUGCUGAAGCAGCUCAGCUCCUACCACCGGCAGCCGCGCCGCGACCCCCACGCCGCCGCCUGCCACAGGUGCGUGGCCGAGUGCCUGAGCCAGUGCGAGGAGCUGCUGGAGCAGUACGCCAAGCUUCCUGCCAGGCCCUCGGGGCCCUCGGGGCCCUCGGGUCCCGCGGGUCCCGGCCCGGAGGAGGAGGAGGGCGUUAAACGCAGGCCGUCCUACACGCCGCAGCUGAUCAAGGCUAAAUCUGCCAAGUGCUUCGACAAGCGCCUGAAGACGCUGAAGGAGCUGUGUGACGAGACCUUCUACGAGGCCACGGUGGAGCUGCUGAAGGAGACGGAGAGGAGCUUCCGGGGGGACUUGUGUUAUCUGCACACGCGCCGGUUGGACCGGGCCCUACGCAGGACGCUGAGACUCACUGACUUCCUGUUUGAGGAGGAUCUAAAUGCUGAGGACGAGACAGGAACACUAAGAGCCUUCUGUGCUGUGAGUCACACGGCAGACAACCACACACUAUUAAAUGCCCCUCCUAUCGUACUGGGACCAGAACCUGCAGAGCUAGAUGCACUGGACCCGUCCUCUGAGGCCAGCCAUACUCAGGAGAGUGAGCUGGGGCCCGGGGGGAGCCAGCUGGAGUCCUCCCCCUCAGACCAGACUCUGGAGACCCAGGAGAGUUCAGAGGAGACCAAAGGAAGCUUCAGCAGCGAUAAGAGCGGCCCGGGUCACGCAGAGAAGCCCGAGAGCGAGGCCUGCAUCAAGUCAGAACCUCCUGACUCUGACUUGACCCCGGACCCCGACCACAACACUGACCUGGAAAGGGAGAGCAGCAGUGAAGACAUGGAGACCACUGCAGGCGAGGAUGACAAUGGAGACCAGACCCCUGUGUCUCUGCUGGAGGUGGUGUCGGAGCUGGAGGCCGCCGGGGACGAGGUGCCGUCCGACCUGCUGGUUCCGCUGGACACAGCGUGUUGCAUGGCCCAGGACGGGUUCCUCUACGAGGCCUCUCCCCGGGAGGUGCUGCCCCGUCUGGGCUCCAGCUCCCACCCUCGGGUGGUCAACCAGGAGCCGCAGGCCCUGCUUCCAGUCCAGGACGCCUACGCUGUGGGUUCUCCGGGCUCGGCCCGGGCAGCCGGCCUGGAGCUGCCCGUGGGGCCCCUCGGCGACGCCGGGUCCGGCGCCUCGGCGGAGGACGGCUCCGACGGCACCAUGAGCGCGUCCACCGGGUCGGACCGCGCGGCGUCGCCUGUGGGCUACGGGGCGGUGGCGACGCAGCGGCAGAGGAAGAAGGCCGCUCAGGGAGCGCUGCGCUUCGUGAGGCAGUACCCGUUCGCCGUGCAGGCCCUGUGGUGCCUGCUGAGCGGCAGGACGCUGGUGGUGCUGGGCGCCGACGAGGGCCGGGUCCGGCGGCUGGUGGCCGCGCUGGCGCUGUUCGUUCCUGCUCCGGGGAAGUGCGGGGAGAGGAUCCAGGCCUGGCUGUCGUGUCCCUUCACACUCACAGACCUGCAGCGGUGGAAGCUCAUUGGACUGCAGAGGGUGGCGUCCCCCGUGGGCUCCAGCAUGCUCCACUCGCUGUCGCGCUACAGCCGCUACAUCGCCAUCCUGGACGCCGACCAGAGGAGCCUGCGCUGCCCGUCGUACCGCGGCCACGUGCUGUCCAACGUGGCCGACCACCGCACCUGCAUCCGCCGCGGCUCCACCUACUUCCUGCACCUGCAGAGCACGCUGUGCCGCCUGGCGGCCCGGGCCUUCCUGCUGACCUUCACCCACCACCUCCACCUGCCCGUCAGCUGCGCGGAGGGGCCCGCGGCGGUGGAGGGCCGGCGCCGCUGCUUCCUGCAGGAGCAGCUGGGGCUGGGGGAGGAGGACGGCCGCGUGCUGCUCUACCUCAGCCAGCUCAUCACGCAGCGGUACCUGCAGCCGCCCGGCGGCGGCAGCGCGGCCCCGCCCACUUUUACGUUCAACUACACCACCAGCGUUUUUUACAAGAUCUGAUGUUUUAGCCUGAAUCAGCCGAGGUUUGAACGGACGACCUCUGGGGUUUUAGUUACAGGACAGUCUUUGCCCCUGUGGUCGUGUUGUCUGCGUUGUCUUCAUCUCGUUCAUCGCUCUGUGCAGGGACAAGGAGGCAGAGCGAGGACUUUCAAUCCAAGCGCCUUUAUUGUCCGUUUGUGUUUUUCACCUCCAGGGAACAAGCGCUGAUACUCGAUCACAGCUGAUCACAGAUAUGCGUUAACGCCAUCAGUUUGUCAGCGAUGAUGUCAUCCGUGCCGUCUGUCCCUCCCGGCACCACGCAGGCUUUCACUGCUGCUUAUGUGACUCGUCCUAGCGGCCAAACCCUUUUUUUAAUGUCCUUUCUCUUUUCUCACGUGCACUUUUAGUUUCUCUUCUAUGUGAAUAAGUUUUAACACAUUCCUGCUGCAAACGGAUGAAUGUCAUUUUCCCCUCAUCGUCACGGUGUUGAGGCUGCUUGUCGGGUCGUGGUGCAUGAGAACGUGUCGUCGCUGUGUGAACUGGAGCCCGUCGGCUCCAUGUGAUCGUGCAUGUGCAGAGAAAUAACGGCGCCACACACGUCCUGAGCGUGUGGGAGUGGAUCUCUGACCCGGCGCUGCUGGGGCCAGUUACAUCCAGAUUGUUAGAGCUACUUAACCUAAAUGUAUUGAACUGUUGUCUUAAAGUUGUGAGAGUCUUGUGGUGUCAGCAUGAGACCGUCUUGUGCCAGAGUGAAUCCCCGUAAUGAUUAUAUUUGUUUCUGUCAUAUUUGGAAGACAAGAUGCUGCUGACAUUUCUUUGCUUUGCCACCAGAAUCAAAACCUUCCUGCUUGAUGUCUGCUACUAACGAAGCCCAGCAGUUCUAUAUUUAUUGCUUCAUGUCUAAAUUUGGAUUGCAGUCAUUUCGCCGAGUGUAUCCAGAAUUUGGAGUGAGCUGGAGAGUUGUUGAUGCAGGAAAUCUGUCACAUCAGAUACAGACGAGCGUCUUUGACAGUAUUUUAGUUUUACUGUUCCUGGUUCUGUGGUGCCGGUGACAGGACCGUGAUUCUGUGCUUGUGCAUGGACAGAGUUUUAUUGUGAAAGGUCAAAGGUCCUUCCUGCUUCAGUAUGAACCAAACAUAAGCCUUUUAAUCCCACUUAAUGUAUUAUUUGAGUUUACUGCACUUUCUUUGCUGCAUGUGCUGCCAUUUUAUUGUUUACUGCUUGAAUAACACAUGUUCCUGCUCAGAUGUUACACAGCUUUUAUAAAUUAUUGUUGCUUUUCGCUGUUGUCCAUCUAAUGCAAAGACGUGAAUGUAAUCUGAAUAAGCCAUACCACAGUGCGCUUACCAUGCUGUCACUCAGUGUCCUUACGUUGCCAUGUCCUGUCUGUUUUUUUUUUUUUUUUAACCUCACUGAGCAGGCGUCGUGUUGACUUCAGCUGCGUCCUCCUGUGGUUUUACUGAAGCUUGUUGUGAAUGUCUUGUUCCUUUUCUGUAGAGUUGAUAAUGUUCAUUUAUUCCAUUAAAUUAUUUGAAUUCACUUAA